Molecule: messenger RNA, 1320 nt
Organism: Chara braunii
Lineage: Eukaryota; Viridiplantae; Streptophyta; Charophyceae; Charales; Characeae
Source: the annotation of a GenBank genome assembly
GCGGUGGACGUUGCUCUUCGUCGUGGACGUGCGGGAAUGGAGGGAUGCGAUGGGGGUGGCCGUGCUGUGCUGUCGCGGAUGGAAAGGACAGCUGUCGCGGCGGCUGCCGUUGCCGUAGUCCGUCGAUACGAAGCGGAGAGGGCGGCGGGCCGCAUGAAGGCAGCGCUUUCCAGGCGACGACACAGGCUUCUGUUGCAGAGGGUGUUGGACGCCCCGGACUGCAUCACGACUUUGGAGGCCGUGGUUCAGCUGUGCACUGCAAUCGGCUCCGGUGUGCUUUCCAGGGCGACGCCACGUUGGUGGAUGAGGCGGAGAACUGGCAGGACUUGGGAGGAUUUGCGGGUGUGCGAUGACACGACGGAUGACUACUUUCGGGAAAAGCUCCGCAUGUCGAGGACAGUGUUCAUGGAGAUCACUGAAGCCUGUGCGCCUCAUUUGCAACGACAGGUCACGUUUUACAGGGGGCCGCUUCAGCCGGAUCAGAUCGUCGCGUACGCGCUGUAUAGGUGGGCAACAGGAGAGUCGUACGACAACAACACAUCAUCGUUCGGCAUUGGCAGAGCAUCCGGAGUUCGAGCCGUGCGCGAUGUGACAGCCGCGUUGUUGAGGGACAAGGGCUUUCCCAAGUGCCAUGGCGCAGUUGACUGCACACACAUCUACGUGGACAAACCGGCGAACGCUCCGAGCGAGAACUACUUCGACCGCAAGCACCGUUUCUCCGUCAUUGUGCAGGUGGUGGUGGACCUGGAUCUGCGUGUGCUUGACGUCUUCGUUGGCUACCCGGGCAGCUGCCACGACAUUCGGGUGAUCCAGCUGUCAAGUCUGUCGAAGCGCGCGGAAGAGGGAACGCUUUUUCGUGGGCCACCUGUAACGCUACCGGGAGGAGUGACGACGAACGGAUACAUCUUGGGCGACAACAGGUAUCCUCCUUCAGAAUGGAUAGUGGUGCCGUACGGAGGAAUCAAUCAGCACCCGGACGAGGAAAGGUUCGACAACAAACAGAAGGUCGCUAGAGGUGCUCUGGAGAGGGCGUUCGGGAGGUUAAGGGGAUGAGGAGGCUCUUCCUGCGGUCGCACAAGACGAACCUGGAGACUUUGCCGCAGCAGUUCACGGCCAUCUGCAUUCUCCACAACAUCCUGCUCGAUGCUGGAAUCGAGUUCGACGAGAACUUGUUGUGGGAAGUCGACGAGAUCGGGGUGAGGCGGCGAGUGGACCUGGGGAUUCAUCGCCCACUGCAGCCAGUGACGAUGCUCACAUCGACGGACGCUGCACACGCGCUCCGCAAUGCCCUUACAGAGCGAAUGAAACACAUCUGAUCGU